Pongo pygmaeus (Bornean orangutan) is the source of this 6367-nucleotide messenger RNA. It is a transcript of the gene FRK, whose product is annotated as fyn related Src family tyrosine kinase. Gene Ontology annotation, biological process: protein phosphorylation. The coding region runs from base 1483 to 3000 and encodes 505 amino acids. The record is from RefSeq and is a predicted model, not a curated record. The transcript is spliced from 9 exons. Gene Ontology annotation, molecular function: protein binding; ATP binding; protein tyrosine kinase activity. Lineage: Eukaryota; Metazoa; Chordata; Mammalia; Primates; Hominidae.
CAGCUUUUGGCUUUUCUACUUCUGUCAACUUGUUAUUUGUACUCUGACUCCAAAGACAAUUGGAGAAACUUGGGAGCAUAACACAAGAUUUUAUUUUAACCAAUUGAUCUGUCCACUGCUAUGGACUGAUUUUUGCACAAAGUAAUAGCAGGUUGGGCUGAUGCCAUGGUUCUCUGAUUUUCUUUUUCUUUCUUUCUUUCCUUCUUUUUCUUUCUUUUCUUUCUGUCUUUCUUUCUUCCUUUCUUUCUUUCUUCCUUUUUCUUAAGUUUGAUUAUUCUGAUUACUAAAUGCCUUGCAAUUUGACAAAGAACAGAAGUUACGAGCUUGUACUAGGAAUAGGUUAGCCAGGUUCAAGGGUCUCAAAACAUUUAGAAAGAUUGUUUUUAAGAAAGAAAUUUAAAAAAAGUCUUAUAGAGAGAUCAGUGACACAUCAUAAACAAGUUUGCAAUGCUGUCUACUAGUAUAAAUGACUGUACGUUGAUCUGCCAGACUCAUUGCCCAGCUGUUUUUGUGAUCCAGGGCACAUAUUUGUGAGACAGCUGCUCUGAACUAGGGAAGGUCAAGCAAAAACCACUGCCUGUCUAGAGAUGGCUGUCCUGAUGUCAGUCUCAUUAGUUCCUGAGUUCUUGCCAAGUAAGUUAGUAAGAACUAGCAUAGAUCUGGAGGUCAAAGUUUAGCAGAAAGAGCCCCCACAGCAGUGUGCAAAGAGCUCUUUUUCUGUUCUACUCUUUUUUUCUCUACUGGUCACCUAGUUGGUGUGUAGCGUGUGUGUGUGUGUGUGUGUGUGUGUGUGUUUCCAAAAAUAGUACUUGAAGGAUAGGAAAUUAAAUGACUGUGGGAAAAAGCAACAUUUUGGGUUCUCAGCAUUUUAGUCAGCUGCUUUCUUACUUUUCCAGACUGUGACUAUUCUUUGAAGCUAUUAAAAUCUAUUCUUGGUAAUGAGAAAAGGGAGUGACUUGAUGGUUCUUUUCCAAUUGCUCUGUGUCUGACAAGAAAUACCUAAAUACUUUAAUUUGCCUUUUUAAAUUUCCCCUAGUGGUGGCAAAACAAUUCUACUCCUAUUUGUGGGGGAAAAAAAUCUCUGCUGUGAAUUUCAGUGCUGGGAACAUAGCAAGACAAAAAGCUACCUGGGCUAGCCUGUUUCUCCAGGAUGAAACAAAAGGAAUAUAGAUUUUAGCGGCUGCUUUAACAGUUUGCAGAUAAGAAGAAAAGACGCCUUCCUAGUGAGCAGCUGCCCAGCUCCUGCUCAGUUUUGCCUCGGGGUAGCACCUCCAGCCACAGAAAGCAAGCCGGUAAGUCUCUCCAGGUAGGACUUGCUGCAACCCAGCUGCUGGACUGAUCUGAAACGGGACUUUGCAUACUAUCCGAAGUAUGGUGAGUUGGUGCUGACUUCAAAGUUGCCUGGUGAAGGAAGAGAAGGUGGAUCGCAGAGACUAAGGGGAGAGGAAGAAGCCCUGCUCCUCUUCUCCCCACCAAGGCGCAAUGAGCAACAUCUGUCAGAGGCUCUGGGAGUACCUGGAACCCUAUCUCCCCUGUUUGUCCACGGAGGCAGACAAGUCAACUGUGAUUGAAAAUCCAGGGGCCCGUUGCUCUCCCCAGUCACAGAGGCAUGGCCACUACUUUGUGGCUUUGUUUGAUUACCAGGCUCGGACUGCUGAGGACUUGAGCUUCCGGGCAGGUGACAAACUUCAAGUUCUGGACACUUUGCAUGAGGGCUGGUGGUUUGCCAGACACUUGGAGAAAAGACGAGAUGGCUCUAGUCAGCAACUACAAGGCUAUAUUCCUUCUAACUACGUGGCUGAGGACAGGAGCCUACAGGCAGAGCCGUGGUUCUUUGGAGCAAUCGGAAGAUCAGAUGCAGAGAAACAACUAUUAUAUUCAGAAAACAAGACGGGUGCCUUUCUAAUCAGAGAAAGUGAAAGCCAAAAAGGAGAAUUCUCUCUUUCAGUUUUAGAUGGAGGAGUUGUAAAACACUACAGAAUUAAAAGACUGGAUGAAGGGGGCUUUUUUCUCACCCGGAGAAGAACCUUUUCAACACUGAACGAAUUUGUGAGCCACUACACCAAGACAAGUGACGGCCUGUGUGUCAAGCUGGGGAAACCAUGCUUAAAGAUCCAGGUCCCAGCUCCAUUUGAUUUGUCAUAUAAAACCGUGGACCAAUGGGAGAUAGACCGCAACUCCAUACAGCUUCUGAAGCGAUUGGGAGCUGGUCAGUUUGGCGAAGUAUGGGAAGGGCUGUGGAACAAUACCACUCCAGUAGCAGUGAAAACAUUAAAACCAGGUUCAAUGGAUCCAAAUGACUUCCUGAGGGAGGCACAGAUAAUGAAGAACCUAAGACAUCCAAGGCUUAUCCAGCUUUAUGCUGUUUGCACUUUAGAAGAUCCAAUUUAUAUUAUUACAGAGUUGAUGAGACAUGGAAGUCUGCAAGAAUAUCUCCAAAAUGACGCUGGAUCAAAAAUCCAUCUGACUCAACAGGUAGACAUGGCGGCACAGGUUGCCUCUGGAAUGGCCUAUCUGGAGUCUCGGAACUACAUUCACAGAGAUCUGGCUGCCAGAAAUGUCCUUGUUGGUGAACAUAAUAUCUACAAAGUAGCAGAUUUUGGACUUGCCAGAGUUUUUAAGGUAGAUAAUGAAGACAUCUAUGAAUCUAAACACGAAAUAAAGCUGCCGGUGAAGUGGACUGCGCCCGAAGCCAUUCGUAGUAAUAAAUUCAGCAUUAAGUCCGAUGUGUGGUCAUUUGGAAUCCUUCUUUAUGAAAUCAUUACUUAUGGCAAAAUGCCUUACAGUGGUAUGACAGGUGCCCAGGUAAUCCAGAUGUUGGUUCAAAACUAUAGACUUCCGCAACCAUCCAACUGUCCACAGCAAUUUUACAACAUCAUGUUGGAGUGCUGGAAUGCAGAGCCUAAGGAACGACCUACAUUUGAGACACUGCAUUGGAAAUUUGAAGACUAUUUUGAAACAGACUCUUCAUAUUCAGAUGCAAAUAACUGCAUAAGAUGAACACUUGAGAAGAAUAUCAAAUAAUAAAGUAGCAAAACAAAUUCAAAUAAUCCAUUCCAAAGUACAAUGUUAUCAACCAACUGCACAAUCAGUUUAUUCUGACAUAUUCAAGUGAUAGGAUAAAGUUGUCCAUGUGUUAUGAAAAAGAUUAUUUGUGCAUUUUAUUGAUUGGGCAACACUGCAGGACAGUCAAGGUGAUAUAUAAUUUCCUCACUGCCUGGUAAAAUUAAGCACACUAAACGAAGUUAUUUUUCUUUUUAAGAGAUACUUACAUUUCCAUUUAUUGUUUGAAAUGCCGAUCAAGAGAAUCAACAGAUGAUAGUCAAGUUUUACUCAGUGACUGUUGUAGCAUUUUCCUGUUUACUGAUUAGAGUGGUUAUUCAUUAUUCCUCAGAUUGCUGAAUCCCAUCAGGCUGUUAUUAUGAAGGAAUUUGAUUGCUUUGCUGCACAGCAGGACCUGUGCUUUGAGAUUUUUUUUUUUCUUUUAAAAUAUCCUGUAACUACAAUGAUGGUAAAGCCACAUUAAAUGACUCGAAUGUACUUGGAGUAAUUGCACAUUUGUUUCUAUGCAUAAAAAAAGAUGCAGCUGUUGAGAAAACGAAUUAAAAUCUUUUUCAUUUUGCAGAAGGAAAUGAUGGAAUUUUUCUAUACCUCAGUAUGUGUCAACUGAGAGUCAUAUACAUUAGUUUUAAUCUCCUAAUAUUGAGAAUCAGGUUGCAAAACGAUGAGUUAUUAUCUAUGGAAAUGUGAGAAAUGUCUAAUAGCCCAUAAAGUCUGAGAAAUAGGUAUCAAAAUAGUUUAGGAAAAUGAGAGGAGAACAGUAGGAUUGCUGUGGUCUAGACUUCUGGGUAAUUAAUAAAGAAAGAGAAGUACCCUUUGGCCUACAGAUCAGAGUUUUAUUUUUUUUUAUUUUGUACUUUUUAUUAUAGUUUAAGUUCUGGGGUGCAUGUGCAGAAUGUGCAGUUUUGUUACAUAGGUGUACAAGUGCCAUGGUGGUUUGCUGCACCCAUCAACUCGUCAUCUACAUUAGGUAUUUCUCCUAGUGCUGUUCCUCCCCUAGCCCUCCAUCCCCUGACAGGCCCCAGUGUGUGAUGUUCCCCUCCUUGUGUCCAUGUGUUCUCAUUGUUCAGCUCCCACUUAUGAGUGAGAACAUGCUGUGUUUGGUUUUUUGUUCUUGUGUUAGUUUGUUGAGAAUGAUGGUUUCCAGCUUUACCCAUGUCCCUGCAAAGGACAUGAACUCAUCCUUUUUUAUGGCUGCAUAGUAUUCCAUAGUGUAUAUGUGCCACAUUUUCUUUAUUGUCUGUCGUUGAUGGGCAUUUGGGUUGGUUCCAAGUCUUUGAUAUUGUGAAUAGUGCCACAAUAAACAUGCAUGUGCAUGUGUCUUUAUAGCAAAAUGAUUUAUAAUCCUUUAGGUAUAUACCCAGUAAUGGGAUCGCUGAGUCAAAUGGUAUUUCUAGUUCUAGAUCCUUGAGGAAUUGCUACACUGUCCUCCACAAUGGUUGAACCAAUUUAUACUCCCACCAACAGAGUAGAAGUGUGAAAGUGUUCCUAUUUCUCCACAUCCUCUUCAGCAUCCAAAACAGCAUCCUGUUGUUUCCUGAGUUUUUAAUGAUUGCCAUUCUAACUGGUGUGAGAUGGUAUCUCAUUGUGGUUUUGAUUUGGAUUUCUCUAAUGAUCAGAUGAUGAGCUUUUUUUCAUAUGUCUGUUGGCUGCAUACAUGUCUUCUUUUGAAAUGUGUCUGUUUAAAUCCUUUGCCCACUUUUUGAUGGGGUUGUUUGUUUUUUUCUUUUAAAUUUGUUUAUGUUCCUUGUAGAUUCUUGGUAUUAGCCCUUUGUCAGAUGGAUAGCUUGCAAAAAUUUUCUCCCAUUCUGUAGGUUGCCUGUUCACUCUGAUGAUAGUUUCUUUUGCUGUCUAGAAGCUCUUUAGUUUAAUUAGAUCCCAUUUAUCAAUUUUGGCUUUUGUUGCCAUUGGUUUUUGUGUUUUAGUCAUGAUGUCUUUUCCCAUGCUUAUGUUCUGAAUGGUGUUGCCUAGGUUUUCUUCUAGAGUUUUUAUGGUUUUACAUCUUACAUUUAAGUCUUUAAUCCAUCUUGAGUUAAUUUUUGUAUAACGUGUAAGGAAGGGAUCCAGUUUCAGUUUUCUGCAUAUGGCUAGCCAGUUUUCCCAACACCAUUUAUUAAAUAGGGAAUCCUUUCCCCAUUGGUUGUUUUUGUAAGGUUUGUCAAAGAUCAGAUGGUUGUAGAUGUGUGGCGUUAUUUCUGAGGCCUCUGUUCUGUUCUGUUGGUCUAGAUAUCUGUUUUGGUACCACUACCAUGCUGUUUUGUUUACUGUAGCCUUGUAGUACAGUUUGAAGUCAGGUAGCGUGAUGCCUACAACUUUGUUCUUUUUGCUUAGAAUUGUCUUGGCUAUGCGGGCUCUUUUUUGGUUCCAUAUGAAGUUUAAAGUAGUUUUUUCCAAUUCUGUAAAGAAAGUCAAUGGUAGUUUGAUGGGGAUAGCACUGAAUAUAUAAAUUGCCUUGGGCAAUAUGGCCAUUUUCACAAUAUUGAUUCUUCCUAUCCAUGAGCAUGGAAAGUUUUUCCAUUUAUUUGUGUCCUCUCUUAUUUCCUUCAGCAGUGGUUUGUAGUUCUCCUUGAAGAGGUCCUUUGCAUCCCUUGUAAGUUGUAAUCCUAGAUAUUUCAUUCUCUUUGUAGCAAUUGUGAAUGGGAGUUAACUCAUGAUUUGGCUCUCUGUUUGUUAUUGGUGUAUAGGAAUACAUGUGAUUUUUGCACAUUGAUUUUGUAUCCUGAGACUUUGCUGAAGUUGCUUAUCAGCUUAAGGAGAUUUUGGGUUGAGACGGUGGGGUUCCCUAUAUAUACAAUCAUAUCAUCUGCAAACAGAGACAAUUUUACUUCCUGUUUUCCUAUUUGAAUACCCUUUAUUUCUUUCUCUUGCCUGAUUGUCCUGGCCAGAACUUUCAAUACUAUUUUGAACAGGAGUGGUGAGAGGGGGCAUCCUUGUCUUGUGCCAGUUUUCAAAGGGAAUGCUUCCAGCUUUUACCCAUUCAGUAUGAUAUUGGCUGUGGUUUUGUCUUAAAUCUGUCAUAUUAUUUUGAGAUACAUUCCAUCAAUACCUAGUUUAUUGAGAGUUUUUAGUAUGAAGGGGUGUUGAAUUUUAUCAAAGGCCUUUUCUGCAUCUAUUGAUAUCAUCAUGUGGUUUUUGUCAUUGGUUCUGUUUAUGUGAUGGAUUGUGUUUAUUGAUUUGCAUAUGUUGAACCAGCCUUGCAUCCCAGGAUGAAGCCAACUUGAUUGUGGUAGAUAAGCUUUUUGAUGUGCUGCUGCAUUCGGUUUGCCAGUAUUUUAUUGAGGAUUUUUGCAUGGAUGUUCAUCGGGGA